AUGGGCAAGAAAAAAAUGAAGCUCCUUUCUCUUCUUAAGAACACACAAGUUCUGUCUCUCUCUUCUUCUUCUUCUUCUUCUUCUUCUUGGCCUUGGCCAUCUUGUCACCAACCUAGAACCCUCUCUUUUAGAGCCAAAGAUGACACAUUCAAAACUAUUAACUCAGCCUACUUGGAUGCCACCAUGGACAUCUUGGAGAGCUCUGAAUCAUUUUUCACCGUUUCUCCCAAGUCUGAUAGCUUCUCAAUGGCAUCUGAGGAAUCCAUAAAAGAGGAUUCAAUUGAGACUGUGAUUCGUGGGUUGCGUUCUGAGAGGCUUUUCUUCGAGCCAGAUGAGACCAGCUCUAUAUUAGAGGCUAAAGUAACAAGCUUGCCAUUCAAAGACAGUGUGGUUUUAUCCAUGGAAUCUCAAGACCCUUAUGUUGAUUUUCGAAAGUCCAUGGAGGAGAUGGUAGCGGCUCAGGGUGUGAAAGAUUGGGAGGGUCUUCAGGAGCUUUUAUGUUGGUAUUUGAGGGUCAAUGGGAAAAUCAAUCAUGGCUAUAUUGUUGGUGCUUUUGUUGAUUUAUUGGUUGGUCUUGCAUUUGCUUUAGGUUCAUCAUCAUCAUCUUCUUCUUCUUCCCAUUCUCCUUCUUCUCCUUUAUCGUUUCAUAGUUCUUCUCUGUCUUCUUGCAGCACUCGGUGUGUUUCUUGUUUGGAAGCUGAGGUUCGUACUCCUAGUUCAUCUUUGUUGUUAGAACAUGUUAGGAAGGGGAUUAAACACAAAGAUGAGGCUUCAUCUUCGUCUUCAAAUACUUGA
Messenger RNA from Gastrolobium bilobum, 795 nucleotides. RefSeq names its product transcription repressor OFP13-like. The transcript has a single exon. Gene Ontology annotation, biological process: negative regulation of DNA-templated transcription. The coding region runs from base 1 to 795 and encodes 264 amino acids. Lineage: Eukaryota; Viridiplantae; Streptophyta; Magnoliopsida; Fabales; Fabaceae. The record is from RefSeq and is a predicted model, not a curated record.